This is a messenger RNA of Etheostoma spectabile (orangethroat darter), 4940 nucleotides long. RefSeq names its product sorting nexin-18. The transcript is spliced from 4 exons. Lineage: Eukaryota; Metazoa; Chordata; Actinopteri; Perciformes; Percidae. Gene Ontology annotation, biological process: endosomal transport; protein transport; plasma membrane tubulation. Gene Ontology annotation, molecular function: phosphatidylinositol binding; protein binding. The record is from RefSeq and is a predicted model, not a curated record. The coding region runs from base 630 to 2303 and encodes 557 amino acids. Gene Ontology annotation, cellular component: cytoplasmic vesicle; plasma membrane.
AUAGGUUUUUUUUUCCGUGUGUGAAUUCAGUGACUUGACUAAACUUGGUGCUGGCUCCACCCCCCCACCCUCCGUUAGAGUCAGCCAGUCCACUGCGUGUUAGGACUGAUGUCUUUAACUUCCAAGCAUCAGAGGAGGGAAAAGGUCCUCCCCCCAGGCUCUUAUCUGGAGGAACAGCCUAAUACAGCAGCUACGGAGCCGUCGCAAGUUCCUCAACUUUAAACUCCAACCGGCGUCUUUCCUCGGAGGAAGAAAAAACAACCCCUCCCGUAAAGGCAGCUUUCCUCUGUGUUUUCCGACUUGGAUUAAGUUCUGCAUGGAAACAAAUGAUAUGUGAGAGGAGCAGGGAGAGAGGAGGUGGGUGUCGGAUAGACCGAGUUUCUCUUCUUGUUCUUUAAUGCAUGAAUCUCGGGUACAAGCUUGAUUUGGACCAGAGUGGAAGAAGAGAAAUACCUACAUAGCCGAGAGUCCCAAUUGUUGCUGUUAUUGCCACUGCGGGAUCUAAAUCUCAUUGAGGUUUCAGACUUAAAAGGUUUAAAUCAAAAGAAAAGAAAAGUUCUUGAAGCAACAAAGACAAGAAAUAGAAAAAAGGCAACAAGUGAUUGGCUGUUAGUAGGCUACUAAGAACUAUGGCGUUAAAGGCCAGAGUGCUGUAUGACUUCCACUCUGAGAACCCAGGGGAGAUCUCCAUAUCAGAGAACGAGCUGGUGACUCUGUUCAACGAGGAGGAGCUGGAGGGCUGGCUGGAGGGGGAGAACAGCAGGGGGGAGGCUGGCCUCUUCCCUGCCUCCUACGUGGAGAUCAUCAGGGACCACAUCACCUCCAGCAUCAACAACAACGGCCUCUCCUCUCCCCUAACCAAAGCCCUGACGCCCACCCACACCUCCUACACAUCCUCGGACACGCAGUCUCCCAGAGGCCUCGGGGCUGGCAGCGGUGGCAGCGGUGGAGGCAGCUUCCACCCCAGCCAGGGCAGCGACGACGACUGGGACGACGACUGGGACGACGCCCCUCCUGCGGCGGACGCAGGGAAGCAAUGUCCGGGCGGCUCGCCCGCCAUGUACCCGGUGACCACCUCGUUGCCCGGGCGGCGCGAGAGCAGCCAGCAGCAGCAGCAGGCCAAGGGCUCAGCAACAGUGGGGAGGAACCUCAACAGGUUCUCCACCUUUGUCAAGUCCGGAGGGGAGGCCUUCCUGCUCGGGGAGGCCUCUGCUUUUGUGAAGGACGGGGACCGGAUCUGCGUGGCGAUGGGGAAGCACGGACCGGAGUGGCAGGAGGACCCGUAUCCGUUCGUGUGCACCAUCGACGACCCCACCAAGCAGACCAAGUUCAAAGGCAUGAAGAGCUACAUGUCCUACGGCCUGACCCCGACCCACACCAAUGUACAGGUCAACCGCAGGUAUAAGCACUUUGACUGGCUGUACGCUCGGCUCGUGGAGCGCUUCCCCGUCAUCUCAGUGCCCCACCUGCCAGAGAAGCAGGCCACCGGCCGCUUCGAGGAAGACUUCAUCUCCAAACGGAGGAAGGGACUGAUCUGGUGGAUGAACCACAUGACCAGCCACCCUGUGCUGGCACGCUGUGACGUUUUCCAGCAUUUCCUAACGUGCGGCGCGGAUGAGAAGGCCUGGAAACAGGGCAAGAGGAAGGCAGAGAGGGACGAGCUGGUCGGGUCCAAUUUCUUCCUCACAAUCAGCACGCCGGCUGUCCCGCUGGACCUCCAGGAAGUCGAGAGCAAGAUCGAAGGCUUCAAGACCUUCACCAAGAGGAUGGACGAGAACAUCGUGGUCGUGAACGCCACCAUCAACGAGUUCGCUCGCAAGCAGAUGGCAGGGUUCAAGAAGGAGUACCAAAAGGUCGGACAGUCCUUCGCACUCCUGGGGCAGGCGUUCGAGCUGGACCAGCAGACGUACUCAGCGGGCCUGAACAAAGCCAUCGCCUACACGGGCGAGGCCUACGAGGCGGUGGGAGAGUAUUUUGCUGAGCAGCCACGCCACGACCUGGCUCCCAUUUCUGACCUGCUGGACCUCUACAGAGGACACCUGGCCAAUUUCCCUGACAUCAUCCAUGUGCAGAAAGGCGCACUGACCAAGGUGAAAGACUGUCCAAAGCAGGAAGGUGAGCUCCACGACCGCUGCAACAUCAUUUCCUGCGCCACGUUGGCUGAGAUCCAGCACUUCCACCGCACGCGCGUACGGGACUUCCGCUCGCAGAUGCAGCACUACCUCCGCGAGCAGAUCGUCUUCUUCCAGAAGAUCACCACCAAGCUGGAGGACGCGCUUCAGAGAUAUGACGACGAGGAGUAGGAAGAGGGGGAGAUAACUGAGAAGUUGGACUACAAAGGCCUUGAGGAAAUGGUUUGGGAGGGGGGAGGGGGGGGGUUAAAGUGGGGAGCAAAUAGGGAUGAUUGUUGGCUUCGUCCUCCAGUAAAAGAAAAACAAUUUUGUCCCUUUGAGAGAGAAAACCUUUUGAUGUUAGGACUCCUGGGCGGGGAACAUGCAUUGGAAGAAAUACACUACUCGUUAUAAAAAAAAAUGUGUAUAUAUAUAUAUAUAUAUAUAUAUAUAUAUAUAUAUAUAUAUAUAUAGGCCGCUGGGCUGUGGAAAGACUUCUUGGAUUAUCUGGACGGCUCUGAUUAAUGUACCAGUAACAGGGAUCUUGCUGACGUACAUCUUGCAACUCAGCAGGACUGCAACAGAUAUUAAAAACAGCUGUUCUCAAUGUGAUGGGGCUGCCUCUCCGUUCCUGGUUUCAGGGUCACGUGAUGUCUCCAUGCCUCCCCACUUCACUGAAGCCCGCUGUCCAGGAACACAGUAACUCAACAGAAACGUAGACCAGAAACUCCCCAAAUCACUUGAGCUGGAUGUUUUAAUGAUUGGAAGGCAGGACUUAAUGAAUUUAAUAAUUGUUGUUAUCUCUAUAUGUGUAUUUUUUACUUGAAUGACCUGUUCAGUAUUGUUUUGAUGGGAGUGAUUGUUUGUGUACACGGAAAGAGGCAAAGCGGACGUAAGUUGGAUUUCACUACAACUUGAGGUUGGACCUUCUUCUGAUGUCUAACGUUUCUCACAACUCGGCUGCCCUCCCAUCUUUAUAUUAUAAUUAGAAGCCCUGUGUUCUGCAUUUGAGUUUAUGCCUUGCCAGACCUAAAACAAUAACUGAUCUCAAAUGGUCUGCUUGUUUUGAGAAGUAGCUCCACAUGUCUAUUUCUUUGGGAUUCUGCGGGCUUCUGGUAAUUAAAACUCAAUGUCCACCUCGUCUCUCUGCUUUCCGUCAAACAGGAAACAGUCAGAGGUAAGCCACAGGGUACUACAGACCAUAGACUGUAUUAAAAGAAGUGGAUGUAGCUUCCAGGUCUGAAAAGUAAAGCCAAUGAGGAAGUACCUUAAACCUGCAUUCUAUCUCAUUUCCAGCAAGACGGGAGUUCACUGGUUGCAAAAAGAAGUAAGUCCAGUUGUUUAAGUCUGAUUGUAUAGACGUCUAUGAGAAAAGAACCCAUGCCUUAGGGCGGGGCUGCCUUGUGAUUGACAGCGUUCGCUACCACAACCUGUCAAUUAGGAUAGAGGCUAGUAAUGCAUAUCCAUGGCAAUGAUUAUUAUGUUUAUUCAUUUAAAUAGCUGUGGACUUGUUUUUGGGUGCUGUUCGAGUCUUAGAACUUUGACCCUCUCACAGUGUGUUUCAUCAUCAAAGUAAAACAUUUUGUUUGCCAAAAAAUUCCAUGUUCAGUUGCACCUUGCUAACCAAGCUAGCUAGCGCUAGCGUUAGCUGUUAACUUGAGGGAAACAUUGCUGAUUUUCAAGCAGCUCUGUGCCACUGCAGUACAUGCAGAUGACCCGGAUGACGUACUGUAUGUCAGCCGGUUAAAAGUCAGCAAAUGUUCCAUCUUACGCGUAUGGCUUAGUACAGCGCCUUUGAAACAAUGCUGGCCCAAUGUUCCUCCCAAGCUCCACCUUCCUGCCAAAUAUGGUCAUUUCUAGUUCCAAAAACCAAGAUGGCGAUGGCAAAUGUUACUCGAGGCUUCAAAACAGUAGUCCACAAACCAAUGGGUGACAUCGCAGUAGCUACGUGCACUUCAAUUUUACAGUCUAUGGUACAGACACUUCAACACGAUGGAUGUGUCCAGCUUUGAAUCCAGAUCUUCCAGCUUAAAACCACAUUGUGUUUGCUUUUUCAGUGAUUCAUACAAAAUUGUUAUGAUGGCAUAGUUUUGUUUUAUUGUAAAAAGACAAUCUUCGUGAAGAUCUUUGUAUUUAGUUCACCCAAUUCUGUCUUGAUGUUUUUUGUGAAUGCCACUUGAAGGCACCAAAGUUGGACAUUUUCCAAUUCUACAUAGUGGCUUUAAUGACGGUUGCUCUUCUCAGUGGCCAAUGCUAACAUGCUACUCUAAAGCAUUCUUGCUAAACUGAUAAGUAACCCAAAUAAACUCACAGAACUGUUUGUUGUAAAUCCCCAAAACAGCACAUUAUUUUGACACCGAGGGGGAAGUUUAGGAUCUGGUGAAUAUAACCAAUCAAAAUUGACCAUAAAGUAGAUCACUGAGAUAAUCAAUUGAAUGCAUUGCACUGAUUUACACCAGGGGUCUUCAACGUAUUUUUAAGCCAAGGACCCCUUAACUAAAAGAGAGAUGGAGCAGGGACGCCCCAUUACUUAUAUUUUAUAAAAUAUAAGUAAGAUAAUAAACUGUGCCUACAAUAAUGUGUAGGGCCGCCUAAAGCCUUUACACCUUUUUGCAAAGAAUACUAAGCUAUUAAAAUAGCUUACUAAUUGUGGCAUUAUUUUAUAAAUCAUGUUUAAAUGUUAAACAUACAUGUAGCACAGUGAGUCCUUAGGAUGAACUGUGUAUCUAGAUGACAUUAGUGACUACCUUACCUAUGGGCCAGUUAGCAGUGAGGAUUUAUGUUCGCUAAUUGAUUGGAUUCAUGUUAAGACUUUUUUUCUUUUUUUUU